UCAUUUGCGUGGAAACGAGCAGAUAAGCCUGCUACUUCUCUCUUCUUUGUUUUCUACCUACUCAAUCUCCAUUCAAACUAGUUUUCAUCAUAACUUGCUAGCUCCCUCCUCAUUCUCCAAUGGCUUAUGCUUUGUACUUGGCACCUUCAAGUUCCUCGAAAAUCACCCCACGACCAGGCAACCAUAACGCUACUCAAAAGCUGGUUCGAAUAGAUAAGCUGCUCCAAAAUUCUCCUGCCGCUAGAUUUACCAAUCUCAAAGCUAAGGCUGAGAAAAGCAAUGAAAGCGUAAAACCGAACAGCAUGAUUUGCCCUGAUUGUGAUGCAAAUGGUGCAGUUCUGUGCUCGCAAUGCAAAGGUAGUGGAGUGAACUCUGUUGAUCUCUUCGGUGGACGGUUUAAAGCCGGUGACUCGUGCUGGCUCUGCGGUGGUAGGAAGGAGAUGUUGUGCGGAAAUUGCAACGGAGCUGGGUUUCUCGGAGGUUUCAUGAGCACUUCCGAUAGUACGCCCGAAUGAUGUAAAAUGCCAUUAGCUGCACAACCUUCCUAGCAUUGGACUUGUAUACUUGUGUACGUUGGCUAAGUAUAGUGAUAUAGUCUUGUGACUUACUGUAUAUGGAUGGAAAUUUAUGGGAUUUCAUAUUAUAAUGUGGUUAAUUUGCUGGUUCA
This is a messenger RNA of Pyrus x bretschneideri (Chinese white pear), 667 nucleotides long. Its product is annotated as protein BUNDLE SHEATH DEFECTIVE 2, chloroplastic. The coding region runs from base 120 to 515 and encodes 131 amino acids. Lineage: Eukaryota; Viridiplantae; Streptophyta; Magnoliopsida; Rosales; Rosaceae. The record is from RefSeq and is a predicted model, not a curated record. Gene Ontology annotation, molecular function: protein folding chaperone. The transcript is spliced from 5 exons. Gene Ontology annotation, cellular component: protein folding chaperone complex; chloroplast stroma.